UUCCACCCCCAACCCCUAAGUCUUGCUGCUAUAAGAUUUGGAUUGUUGGUACCAUUAGCUUUGUCACCAAAACUGCAUAAUUUCGUAGGGUUGCCACCUCCACUACUGCUACUACACCCCACAAAUGUCAAUCAAAACUCUUUUGGUCCAUUCAAGGCUCUCAAGUAAUUUUUGAUUUUUUUUUUUUAUCCAUCUUUUUCAUUACAGAAGAUUAUAAAAUUCAUGCAUUAUAUAGGAUUAUAGCCAUAGAAAACUUGCAUAAAAAGAUUGACUCAAAGUCAUGCUCGCUUCUCCCCACUUUCCUAGCUAUUUCCUUGCAUCUAACCAUAUUCUCCGCUCACCAAUUCUUUCAGAACGACUCAGCUUUAGGUUGUUGAUAAGCAACAAUCUCAUCCUCUUGCUCUUUUUCAGAUUCAUUUCUCUUCUAUUUCCUCGAUCCAAAGAGUUCUUGGCCGGGUGUACGUUGAGAGAAAUCAUGGGUUUGAGUUCUAAGCAGGUUUCUGGUGAUGGGCUUGAUCAUUGGAGCCAGACCUUGUUGGAGGCUCAAACUUUAGAGCUCCCAAAGCCUCCUCCGAUAAGGCGACAGCAGCAGCAGCAGCAACAAUCUGAGCCAUUAAAGUGUCCAAGGUGCGAUUCAACAAACACCAAGUUCUGUUACUACAACAACUAUAAUCAGUCCCAGCCACGGCAUUUCUGCAGAACUUGUAAAAGGCAUUGGACCAAGGGUGGAACUCUACGCAACGUUCCUGUUGGAGGCGGCCGCAAGAAUAAUAAGAGGCUGAAAAAAUCAACAAAUUCGGCCUCCGCCAGUACCGACUCCAGCGGUAGUGCAGCCACCACAACCACCAAGAACAGCGAUGUCAAUAAUAGGCUCAAGACGCACAUGGCAUUUCAAGCUCAGCAGCAGAUGCAGAUUAAUCUUCCGCUUUCAAAUAUUGAUGGUCAGAAACGCAUAAUAUCUGAUAUCUUCCACCAGGCUUUGCUUCGUCCACCAUCUUUUCCGCCGCAAAAUAAUUUGAUCAGCUGCAGCAACUUGGAGAGCAAUAAUUUCAGUGGCAACAACAUAUAUUUGGACUCAACUCUGCGUCCUCCUCUAGACCAAAACCAACACUUUCCCUUCUCAAGUUCAAGCUCUUUUAACACAAAACCAUGUUCAAUUUCAACCUCUUUCCAGUCCUCAAAUGUAAUUCCUAACUACACUGAAGAGUUGAAAACCAUGGAGGAGCCAACCAUUACCAACAUCAUGGGCAAAACAAGCAGCACCGCCAUUCAACCAUGGCAAAUACCUACAACAAGCAGUGGCAUGGAUAUGUCAUCUUACUGGAAUUGGGAUGACAUUAAUACCUUUGCCUCUACUGAUCUCAAUCUACCUUGGGAUGAUUUUGAAAUCAAACCAUAAAAGAGUUUUAACCAUGUUAGCAGUGUCUACAAGUUUGCAUCAACGGGUGUUUAUUUAUGUUUGUCAGAAGAAAGUUCUUUUCCAGUGUCACAGGUUUUAUGUUCUUCUUUUACAGGUCAUAAUCUCUUUUGUAUGAUCUGUAAGCGUAAGAGAGAGAUGUAUACUGUUUGAAGCGGUCUUUUUUUUUUUUUUUUUUCAGUUUCAGCUUCAGGCUAAGGUGUCCAUCAGUAUACGUCCCUCUCUUAUUAGCUACUUUCCUCUGAUGGAAUCAUGGAUUAGUGUCAUGUACGUAAGGAGCUUAGUUUUGUUCUUAACCAUAGAUGUUGAUGGAAUUUCGAGGAGUGCUUCAGAUGAUCACAGAUAGAAGGGUCUCCAGCAGUCCUGAUCUGACAGAAUGUGACGGAAGAUUCUUGUGGAUAUAUAUAUAUAUAUAUAUAUAUAUGUAUAUUCGGAUUGAUUUGAAUGAUAUUACUUGGAUUUGUUUGAUCUUCA
Juglans microcarpa x Juglans regia is the source of this 1891-nucleotide messenger RNA. Its product is annotated as dof zinc finger protein DOF1.4-like. The transcript has 2 exons. NCBI's taxonomy places the organism in Eukaryota, Viridiplantae, Streptophyta, Magnoliopsida, Fagales, Juglandaceae. Gene Ontology annotation, biological process: regulation of DNA-templated transcription. The record is from RefSeq and is a predicted model, not a curated record. The coding region runs from base 281 to 1399 and encodes 372 amino acids. Gene Ontology annotation, molecular function: DNA binding; DNA-binding transcription factor activity.